UCGUCUAAAUAUUAAUUCUAUAAAAUCGAUGAUCUUUGAUAAUAUCAGAAUAGUAUACUUAAUGUGCUAACAAUAUUUUUGACAUCCUGUAUAUGAUCAGACACGUGCAUUGGUGUAAUGUUUACAUGGUCAAUGCACCCAUUAAAAAAUCAACGAUGUGAUAACAUAAUCAUUCAGGGCAAUUACAAUACUACAAAAAAUAAAAUCCAAUAGAUCUAAAUGAAUUCUCGAGACAAACAAAAUUCGUAAUUUCUGAUUGCUGGUAGUUUCUAAUUAUAAUAAUAUUGAAUUAUUAUCGCUGAACGACUCUAUAUUCAUUUGCGAAGUUGUAGGCAGAAAUUGCAAGAUGAAGACAGUCAGCCACUUUGCGGGAAUUUUAUUGCUCCUUGAAGCUUGCUCGCUCAUUAAUGCAAAUAACGAAUGGAAUCCUGACACUCUUAACAACAGUUAUCCUGUGAUAGUGAUCACCUGGAAUUACAAAGAUGCAAUGAAAAAAGCAUGGGAUGUAAUACAUAAUCAGAAGAAAAGUGCUCUGGACGCGAUAGAAGAAGGAUGUUCCCUGUGCGAGGAGCAACAAUGCAGAAAGACGGUGGGAUUUGGUGGUAGUCCAGAUGAAUCUGGAGAAACUACACUAGAUGCUAUGAUUAUGGACGGAACAAAGAUGAAUGUAGGAGGAGUAGGAGGACUACGGAAUGUGAAGAAUGCCAUUUCGGUUGCUCGCAAGGUGUUGGAACACACAAAGCAUUCCUUAUUAGUUGGGAGCUUGGCUACAGAUUUUGCUGUGAAUAUGGGAUUCAAGCAGGAAUCUUUGCAAACGAAUGAGUCCAAGGAGAUGUGGGCACAGUGGAAGGCAAAUAAAUGUCAACCCAACUUUUGGAAGAAUGUGAUACCAAAUCCAACAAGUAGCUGUGGACCAUAUCACCCGAGCAACAUAGAAGAUGACGAAAACAUGUUAACGGGAAGCGAGAAAAAUCAUGACACGAUCGGUAUACUCGCAAUAGACUCACAGAGACGAGUAGCAGCUGGAACAUCCACAAAUGGCGCCAAGUAUAAGAUACCAGGUCGCGUUGGGGAUUCUCCUAUUGCAGGAGCUGGCGCAUAUGCCGAUCAGGAUGUUGGUGCAGCUGCCAGUACUGGUGACGGAGAUAUUAUGAUGCGAUUUUUGCCGAGCUUUCUAGCGAUAGAAGAAAUGCGUAAUGGUGCGGCGCCGAACAUUGCUGCUAAGAAGGCAAUAAGCAGAAUCGCCCAGCAUUAUACUAACUUCUUCGGCGGAGUGAUCGCGUUGAACAACAAAGGAGAAUACGGAGCAGCGUGUAACGGAAUGCUGACGUUUCCUUAUUAUGUUGCAAAUCCUAUUUCAGGCCCUAAGUUACAUUCCGUUCAAUGCAGCAAUUAUCCGCAAUAUGAUGGAUUCGACGAAACUUGUUAAUUUGCACAUCUGUUCAUACUUUAAAAUGAAUUAUUCAAGUUUAUUUAUCUUUAUAAAAUAAAAGAACAGAGACUUAAGAAUUUAUUUAAGAUAUAAUCUUACUCAACUUACUCUUACUGAACUUUAAACUACAUUAAACUCGAUAUUGAAAAUAUCAUAUGAAAAAAUGUUGAUGUAAUAUAAACAUAAACAUCAAUUGUCAAUAAAAAAGUCGCACCAGUUGUAGCGAUAAUUAUUUCAUAAUUUUGAGUUAAGAAUAAGUUAAAGACCUUUGCAAGACAUAUUAAUUAUAACAGAAUUUAAAAUAGAU
Acromyrmex echinatior (Panamanian leafcutter ant) is the source of this 1739-nucleotide messenger RNA. Its product is annotated as N(4)-(Beta-N-acetylglucosaminyl)-L-asparaginase. Gene Ontology annotation, molecular function: N4-(beta-N-acetylglucosaminyl)-L-asparaginase activity. Gene Ontology annotation, cellular component: lysosome; cytoplasm. The record is from RefSeq and is a predicted model, not a curated record. Lineage: Eukaryota; Metazoa; Arthropoda; Insecta; Hymenoptera; Formicidae. Gene Ontology annotation, biological process: protein deglycosylation.